GGCCGCCGAUUGGCCGGCUCGGGCUUACGUCACCGCCCGCCUAGGUCCGGCCUGACUUCUGGGCCAGCAGCCCUCCGUCUCUCGUCGUGUACUGCUGUGUGCUGCCCCGGGCCGGCGUCGGAGUGGACUGGGCGGCCAAGGCAGAGCCAGAGUGGGCGCGAUGAAGGCACUGAUCUUGGUGGGCGGCUAUGGGACGCGUCUGCGGCCGCUGACGCUGAGCAUCCCGAAGCCACUGGUGGAUUUCUGCAAUAAGCCCAUCUUGCUGCACCAAGUGGAGGCGCUGGCCGCGGCAGGCGUGGACCACGUGAUUCUGGCCGUGAGCUACAUGUCUCAGGUGCUGGAGAAGGAAAUGAAGGCGCAGGAGCAGAGGCUGGGAAUCCGAAUCUCCAUGUCCCAUGAAGAAGAGCCUCUGGGGACAGCUGGGCCCCUGGCACUUGCCCGUGACCUGCUCUCUGAGACUGCAGAACCUUUCUUCGUCCUCAACAGUGACGUGAUCUGUGAUUUCCCCUUCCAAGCCAUGGUGCAGUUCCACCGGCACCACGGCCAGGAGGGCUCCAUCCUGGUGACCAAAGUGGAGGAACCCUCGAAGUAUGGUGUGGUGGUAUGUGAGGCUGACACAGGACGCAUUCACCGGUUCGUGGAAAAGCCACAGGUGUUUGUGUCCAACAAGAUCAACGCAGGAAUGUACAUCCUGAGCCCCGCGGUGCUGCGGCGCAUCCAGCUGCAGCCUACAUCCAUUGAGAAGGAGAUCUUCCCUGUCAUGGCCAAGGAGGGGCAGCUAUAUGCCAUGGAGCUGCAGGGCUUCUGGAUGGAUAUAGGGCAGCCCAAGGAUUUCCUCACCGGCAUGUGCCUCUUCCUACAGUCCCUACGACAGAAGCAGCCUGAGCAACUGUACUCAGGCCCUGGCAUUGUGGGCAACGUGCUGGUGGACCCGAGUGCCCACAUCGGCCGCAACUGUAGCAUUGGCCCCAACGUGAGCCUGGGCCCGGGUGUGGUGGUGGAAGAUGGUGUGUGCAUCCGGCGGUGCACGGUGCUGCGGGGUGCCCGCAUCCGCUCCCACUCCUGGCUCGAGUCCUGCAUUGUGGGCUGGCGCUGCCGCGUGGGCCAGUGGGACAGGAAGAGAGUGGGCCCAUAGGGGAAGAGAAGGAGUGCUCCAAAGACCCAGACCCCCACCCAGAGCGGAAGAAGGAAACACAUACCAACAUCCAACCUCCUUCAAGCUUCACAACUCCAUGCAGUCUGAUGGGCAGGCAGAAAGCAGGCAAGGCUCUUCAAGAGAGCCCCCUGCCAGUGGGCCUGGCCUGAGCCCCAGCCAGAGCAGCUCCUCCAUCUCUGGCCAGAGACAUCCACAGGCCACUCUGAGGGCAGGGCCUCUUCCCAUAGGCUUACCAGACAGCAAUAAGGGGCACCAUGGCCUGUCCCCCAGCUUUUCAGCAGUAAAAAGCCUGCUGAGCAUGGCCAAGAUGGGAAGGCUGAGCCAGAACUCGCUGUCCCUGGAGGGUAGAAGCCUCUUAAGGGCUGGCACUGGUCUCAGUAUAAUGGCUGCGGCAGUGCCCUGGUCUUAUACUCAUCUUACCACCCACCGCAGGGAGGCAGGGAAGAGGGGUCUGAAACCCCUCCUGUGUGGGUGCUGAGCUGGAGGCUCCUACAAGCAUCCAGGAUCCAGCUGUCAUGGAGUUCCUUAAUAAAGGUGGUACAUGCUCA
This is a messenger RNA of Mustela lutreola (European mink), 1704 nucleotides long. RefSeq names its product GDP-mannose pyrophosphorylase B (gene GMPPB). NCBI's taxonomy places the organism in Eukaryota, Metazoa, Chordata, Mammalia, Carnivora, Mustelidae. The record is from RefSeq and is a predicted model, not a curated record. Gene Ontology annotation, biological process: cell wall mannoprotein biosynthetic process; GDP-mannose biosynthetic process. Gene Ontology annotation, cellular component: cytoplasm. The transcript is spliced from 10 exons. The coding region runs from base 161 to 1135 and encodes 324 amino acids. Gene Ontology annotation, molecular function: GTP binding; mannose-1-phosphate guanylyltransferase (GTP) activity.